Nerophis lumbriciformis (worm pipefish) is the source of this 1251-nucleotide messenger RNA. Lineage: Eukaryota; Metazoa; Chordata; Actinopteri; Syngnathiformes; Syngnathidae. The record is from RefSeq and is a predicted model, not a curated record.
GGCUGCCUUAAAAAUAUGGCGGAAAUUUCGAAAGAUUGCAGUGUGCCCAUCAAGAUGUCAUGGGGUGAGCUUGAAGCCUUGUGCCGUAUAGAGGGGUUCCACUGUAAAGAGUUGGGGAUAACCAAAGCAAACGUCAAGGAUUAUGAAGUGGAGUUCCUCUGUGACUACAAAAAGACUAAGGAAGAAGAAUUUUACCUGGUGAAAUGGAGGGGCUUUCCAGAGUCUGUCAACAGCUGGGAGCCCAAGUGGCAUCUGAAAUGCCCCAAACUGAUGAAGCAGUUUCACCUCGACCUGGAUCAUGAGCUGAGACGCCAAAAAAGACGUACAAUCCCAAAAAAGCUGGAUAAAGAAAUCUCAACACUCCUCGUUCAGAAAGCCAAACUUCGUCAAAGACUGAAGACCUGGGAAGCCCAAUUAAACCAAACCUGCAACCAUCCCGGUCGCAUCUUUGUCUUGAACGAUGUCGACCUCGAAGGUCCGCCAAAGAACUUCAAUUAUAUUAACAGCUACAAAGCAGGCCCUGGUAUUGUUUUUGAUGAAAUGGCCGUGGGCUGCGAGUGCAAAAACUGUUUUGACGAGCCGGUCAACGGAUGUUGCCCUGGUGCGUCCUUGCAUCGGGUUGCUUACAAUGAACAUGGCCAGGUCCGGAUCAGGCCGGGACAGCCCAUCUACGAGUGCAACGCUCAGUGUCUCUGUAGCAUGGAUUGCCCUAAUAGAGUGGUGCAAAAAGGCAUUCAGUUCGACCUAGCUAUCUUUAAGACGGAGAACGGCCGGGGAUGGGGAGUACGUACGCUGCAGCAUAUAAGGAAGAAUACGUUUGUCAUGGAGUAUGUGGGAGAGAUUAUUACGACAGAUGAAGCAGAGAAGCGAGGUCAUAUAUAUGACCGCGAAGGCUCUACGUAUCUGUUUGACCUGGACUAUGUGGAAGACGUAUACACAGUGGAUGCUGCUCAACAAGGAAACGUCUCUCACUUUGUCAACCACAGUUGUAACCCGAACCUACAAGUAUACAAUGUGUUUAUUGACAACAUUGACGAGAGGCUCCCCAGAAUUGCAUUAUUUUCAACACGAGGCAUUCGGGCAGGAGAGGAGCUCACAUUUGACUACAAAAUGCAAGUUGAUCCAGUUGACACAGAAAGUUCCAAAAUGGACUCCAGUUUCACUCUAGCUGGCAUCUCCACUUCUCCAAAGAAGAGGCUUCGAGUGGAGUGCCGGUGUGGGUCGGACUCAUGCAGAAAGUACUUGUUCUGA